UGAUACGCAUCAGUUUUUUGUCAUAAUAGUAAUUUAGAUUUAAGACUUUUGAUGACUUUAACCCACCCAUCCUCACUCACUCACUCACUCUUUCCUUGUCCUUCACUUCUAAACAAAGUUAAUCAAUCACUCCUCUGCUUUUGUCUCAGCCCAGUGAAAUCUCAACCCAACAUUUUUAUAAUUCUUACAUCAUCAACAAUUAAUUGCCUUUGUUUACGCUACCUGGGUCCAACCUUCUUGUCUUGUCCACUUUUUUCUCCCAACCAUGUAACUCGGUUACUAACUGUCACUCUGUCCAAAGAAUUCAGGUUUUAGAUUUUGAAGGAGAGUUCUUCCCGCUAUGGUGACAUUUUACCAUCGUGUGUCAUGAAACAAAUCCACACUUAAGGGAAGUUGUUGUUGGUGUCACAGGUAGAACAGUGUUUGGUGAAUGGAUUCCUGAAGCGUUUGGAUCAUGUUAGAGAUCAUACGUUUAUUAUGGUGAAAAUAGUGUGUAUAAGUGAUGGAUGAGCUUAAUCUCUGAAAUGAAAAUGGGUUCUGUGAACUCCAAAACUGAAAAGAAUGAAGCCUUGCUUCUUUGUAAGGAAAGAAAGAGGUUGAUCAAGAUGGCCAUUGAUUCCAGAUAUGCUCUUGCUGCUUCACACUUAUCUUACAUCCAAUCUCUUCGAAACAUUGGCGUCGCUCUUCGACGAUACGCCGAGGCAGAGAUGCUAAUAGAGUCGUCCUUAUCGGUUUCAGAUCACACCUCAUCUCAAUCUACUUACCCUUCUCCAUCACCUUCACAUAUUGAUGAUGAUGCUUCGGAGUCACCAUUGAACAAUGAGAGUCAUCAUCAUCAUGUGAGUUAUAUGAGAACAAGUGGCAGUGCAGCUGUGACUGUUAUGAUCAAUCCCCACAUUGAAAAUCACUUCGAUGAUGAAGCCAUUGGGUUGUUCCCAAUUCCUCCACCUCCUCCUGAGAGUGGUGCCUCUUGGGAUUUCUUUGAUCCUACUGAUAAUGCUAAGAAUUUCAAGUUUGAGGGGCAUGCAAGUUACUUCAAGGAUGAAGGAGAAACCGGUUCGUUCAUGGAUGUGUCAAGGGGUCAAUGGUCACAAGUUGCUAAUGAAAGGGAUGUUGCUAGAGCGGUACAAGGUUGCAAACAGAAUUAUGUUGGUGUUGUUGGACGAUCAAGUUCAAAGAACAAUAAGAAGGAUCUAGCUAUGAACACUGAGAGGGAAGAUCCUUCUGAGUUCAUCACUCACAGGGCUAAAGAUUUUUUUUCUAGCAUUAAGGUUAUAGAGAAUCGGUUUGUACGAGCUUCUGAAUCUGGUAGGGAGGUCUCAAGGCUAUUGGAGGCAAACAAAAUCAAGGUUGGAUAUUCUGAGGCAAAAGGGAAAUCAUCUCCCACGAUUUUGCUAGCGGCUUUUAUGUUUGCUUGCUACGGUCAAAAGGCUACACCUUUUUGCCAAGAACCUGCACAGAAGAUUAUUAACUGGAAGAGGACAUUAUCUUCUCAAUCAUCCUCAAUCAGGAACCCAUUAGUUACAACAUCGAAGAAGUAUAUGGAUGAUAAUGGAAGUGACUUUUGUGAAGAACCCUGCAUGAUUGCUGGAAGUCAUUCGUGCACCCUUGACAGAUUGUAUGCAUGGGAGAGAAAACUUUAUGAUGAAGUAAAGGCUGGUGAGUUCAUCAAGAAGGAUUUUGAUCGAAAAUGUGACCAGCUAAGGCAUCAAUUUGCAAAAGAUGAAGGCAAUAAAGUGAUUGACAAAACCCGAACAGUAGUGAAGGAUCUGCAUUCACGGAUAAUAGUGGCUAUUUAUUCUGUUGAUUUAAUAUCUAAACGAAUCGAGAGGAUGAGAGAUGAAGAAUUGUUCCCACAACUUUUGGAAUUAACUCAAGGGUUGAUGAGGAUGUGGAAGGCUAUGCUUGAAUGUCAUCAUGCACAAUACAUUACUAUCUCUUUGGCUUAUCAUUCAAGGAACUCAAUGAGAACCUUGGAAGGAGAUACCCGAAGAGAGAUAAUGACUCAGCUACUAGAAGAAUUUGAGUGCUUUGGUCUAAGCUUUUCUAACUGUAUCGACAGCCACACCUCAUACAUUGAAGCUCUCAAUGUAUGGCUACAAAAUUGUAUACUACAACCAAGGGAACGUUCCAAGAGCAGAAAACCAUUCUCCCCUCGCCGUGCUUUGGCCCCACCUAUAUUUGUUCUUUGUCGAGAUUGGUGUGCUGGAAUUAAAGCUUUGCCUUCUGAGGAACUAAGUCGUGCAAUAAAGAACUUUGUGUCUGAUCUUCGUCGCAUGAUAGAGCAGCAAGAUCAAGAGCUUCAUGAAAAACAGAAUUCAACUGUUGCAAGCAUUGGUGGAGAAACCGAGAGCAAAACUAAUGAAGAAAGUGAAGACGAUUCUUCACAUUUGUGUUGCAUACAUGCAAGUUUAACCAAACUUGUUCACCAACUCACUAAAUUUGCUGAGGCAUCAUUGAAGUUGUAUGAAGAUAUCAGACAAAAAAGUGAAACAGCUCAAACUGCGUAUCAUAAUUGCAUGACUAUCAGGACUGGGAAAAUUUGAUCCUCAAAUAUUAACUCCCUCUUCUUACCUAAAAUUAAUAGAAAAUACUACGUAAGACAAUAACAAUUAUUUGUGUUGUCGUUUCAGGAUGAUCUCUUGAUUUAGUGCGUUUGCUCAUUUUAA
Molecule: messenger RNA, 2669 nt
Organism: Glycine soja
Lineage: Eukaryota; Viridiplantae; Streptophyta; Magnoliopsida; Fabales; Fabaceae
Exons: 5
Coding region: 507-2546 (679 amino acids)
Source: RefSeq, a predicted model, not a curated record